UCAAAUAUGGCGCUCGUGUCAAGUGUUUUUCUUUUAUACAUCGCUAUUUUACCUGCUAAAAAUUUGUGAAAAGUCCAUUACAAUAUACAAAAUAAUUUGUGAAAAACUACUAAAAACGCGGCCGAAAUAAGCGAGUACUUUGUGAGAUUAUGCGUAAAGUAUUGAUAGUGGUAGCAAAGUAAAUCAUGUGAAUGUGUAUGUGUAUAAUAUAAAAAAUAAGCAAAUAAAGCACACUCGUAUAAAAAAAAGUUAUCUAAAAGAAACAAAAUAAAUAGAGUGAAGAGUGAAUAAAACCAGCCACACAAAGUGUAUGCCAUUCAAGUUCUACUUGAGUUGUGCGAAAUAGGAAAGGGCUGAAGGUGCGGCGCAGUGCUUAGAGAGCGCUUUGUGGCGCACAUGAAGGAGAAGUUAAUAAAAAUUCGCUAGCUAGUUGUGAACGCGUCACAAGGCUCCCAACGCCGUCAUUGUGACUGUUGUUUUGUUUUUUACCAACGUUGUGCGAACUGUUGUGUAUGUACACUUUUAUCGCGACCGUCAUUCAUAACGUCAACUUUGCUGUUUCCGUUCUCGUCAAAGUCGACAAUACACGACACGUUGGAAAAAGGCAUAUUACUUUGAAACACGCUUAAGUGUAACUUUGGCCAAAGGAUAACGUACUCCCACAGUGUAACUUUCUUAAAACAGGCAUACUUCGUCGAACGACGUGGUUUUACGCGACACCAGUAAGCAACGCAACUCACAAACUUAAAAAUUCGUUUCACGCCGGGAUAGCACUUGUAAAUAGCUCAUAUAUACUAAGAGAAAUAUAUACAUAAAGGAAUAGAUUUACAAUCGCCAGUAUACACCAUGUCAACUGAUAAGAUCAAAGUUGCUGUGAGGGUGCGACCCUUCAAUCGUCGUGAAAUCGAGUUGGGCACAAAAUGCAUCGUGGAGAUGGAAAAACAGCAGACAAUUCUGCAAAAUCCGCCUUCGCUGGACAAAUUGGAGAGAAAACCACCCAAGACAUUUGCAUUCGAUCACUGCUUCUAUUCGUUAAAUCCCGAAGACCAGAAUUUCGCCUCACAGGAGUCCGUCUUCGAUUGUGUGGGACGUGAUAUACUCUAUAAUGCAUUCCAAGGCUACAAUGCCUGCAUAUUCGCCUAUGGCCAAACAGGCUCCGGUAAAUCAUACACAAUGAUGGGUUCGCUUGAGUCCAAAGGCAUCAUACCACGCCUCUGCGAUGAGCUCUUCUCAGCCAUAGCCAAUAAAACGACACAGGAUCUCAUGUAUAAGGUCGAGGUGUCCUACAUGGAGAUCUACAAUGAGAAAGUACACGAUCUGCUCGAUCCAAAACCAAAUAAACAAUCACUCAAGGUGCGUGAACACAAUGUGUUGGGUCCAUAUGUGGAUGGUCUGUCGCAGCUGGCGGUCUCCUCAUACAAGGAUAUUGAUAAUCUCAUGACCGAAGGCAAUAAAUCGCGUACUGUCGCCGCAACGAAUAUGAAUGCGGAAUCGUCACGUUCGCAUGCUGUUUUCUCGGUGGUGCUCACACAAAUACUGACAGAUCAGGCGACCGGUGUGAGCGGUGAGAAGGUGUCACGAAUGUCGUUGGUGGAUUUGGCUGGUUCCGAACGCGCUGUGAAGACUGGUGCUGUUGGCGAUCGACUCAAGGAGGGCUCCAACAUAAAUAAAUCACUCACCACCCUGGGUUUGGUUAUUUCGAAGCUGGCCGAUCAAUCGAAUGGCAAAAAGAGUGGCAACGACAAAUUCGUACCAUAUCGCGACUCCGUACUCACAUGGCUGCUAAAGGACAAUUUGGGUGGUAAUUCAAAAACCGUUAUGGUUGCCACAAUAUCACCAUCGGCCGAUAAUUACGAAGAAACGCUCUCGACGCUGCGCUAUGCCGAUCGUGCCAAGCGUAUUGUCAAUCAUGCUGUCGUCAAUGAGGAUCCGAAUGCGCGCAUCAUACGCGAAUUGCGCCUGGAAGUGGAGGCGUUACGUAAUAUGCUGAAACAUGCGACCGGCUCGCCAGUGGGCGAUGUACAACGCGUCGAUAUACACGACAAGCUCGCAGAAAGUGAGAAUCUGAUGAAGCAAAUCUCACAAACGUGGGAGGAGAAGCUGGUGAAAACCGAACGCAUACAAAACGAACGUCAGCAGGCGCUCGAAAAGAUGGGCAUUAGCGUGCAGGCGAGCGGAAUUAAAGUGGAGAAGAACAAAUAUUAUUUAGUCAAUUUGAAUGCUGAUCCGUCCCUGAAUGAGUUGUUGGUUUACUAUUUAAAGGAACGCACCCUAAUCGGUGGUCAUAGCAUUUCCGGCCAACAACCAGACAUACAACUAUCCGGCCUUGGUAUACAACCUGAACACUGUGUCAUUGUCAUCGAAGACGGUGGCCUCUUUAUGGAACCCAUACAGGGUGCCCGUUGCUUCGUGAAUGGUUCGGCGGUGCUGGAGAAGAUUCCACUGCACAAUGGCGAUCGCAUACUCUGGGGUAAUCAUCAUUUCUUCCGUGUUAAUUGUCCGAAGAGCGCCAAUGCCAACAUGAUCUCGGAACCACAAACCCCAGCACAGCUGAUCGAUUAUAAUUUUGCGCGCGAUGAGAUAAUGCAAAACGAACUGAGCAAUGAUCCCAUACAAACGGCCAUCGCGCGGCUCGAGCGGCAGCACGAGGAAGACAAGCAAGUGGCACUGGAGAAGCAGCGACAGGAGUAUGAGCGCCAGUUUCAGCAGUUGCGUAACACCCUAUCGCCCAGCACCCCCUACGCCCCGUAUACACCAUACGAUCCUUUGCGUUUGGGUAAGAUUACACCGAACACACCCACAUCGCAAAUGCGCGUUGAAAAGUGGGCACAGGAGCGUGAUGAGAUGUUCAGGCGUUCGCUGGGCCAAUUGAAAAACGAUAUUAUGCGCGCCAAUGCUUUGGUGCAGGAGGCCAACUUCCUCGCCGAGGAGAUGGAGAAGAAGACAAAAUUCUCAGUUACUUUACAAAUACCGCCGGCCAAUCUAAGUCCAAAUCGGCGGCGCGGCGCUUUCGUCAGCGAACCAGCCAUUUUGGUGAAGCGCACGAAUUCCGGCAGUCAAAUUUGGACCAUGGAAAAGUUGGAGAACAAGCUGAUUGACAUGCGAGAAAUGUAUCAGGAGCACAAGGAGCGCCUUUUGAAUGGCUUGCCUGUCGUUGAAACAUACUCCGACGAUGAAGAUAGCGAUGAGGAGAGUGAAAACUCCAAAUCGUUGGAUCCGUUCUACGAAUCGCAGGAGAAUCACAAUCUGAUCGGUGUCGCCAAUAUAUUCCUAGAGGUACUCUUCCACGAUGUUAAGCUGGACUAUCAUACGCCCAUCAUAAGUCAACAAGGUGAAGUUGCUGGCCGACUUCAGGUCGAGGUACAACGCAUUGCCGGUCAAAUGCCACAGGAUCGCAUGUGCGAAUCGAUUUCCGAGUCUUCGACCGAUUCACGCGACGAAUACGACGAUCCUGUCGAUCCAAUGUCCAAUCAAAUCACUUGCCGUGUCUCAAUCAAGAGCGCCACCGGCUUGCCGCUUUCGCUAUCCAACUUCGUUUUCUGCCAGUACACCUUCUGGGGCCACCAAGAGACGGUGGUGCCAGUGAUCAAUGCCGAAGCGCCCUCACACGAUCAGAAUAAAGUCUUUAAAUUUGAGCACACCAAGGACUUCACCGUCGCCAUAAAUGAGGAAUUCCUAGAGCACUGUAUUGAGGGUGCGUUAUCGGUUGAGGUUUGGGGUCACCGCAGUGCCGGUUUCUCCAAGACCAAAGGCUGGGAGGUGGAGCAACAGCAGGCUAAGGCGCGUUCGCUAGUCGACCGCUGGGCGGAAUUGUCGCGUAAGAUCGAAUUGUGGGUGGAAAUACACGAACUGAAUGACAAUGGUGAAUACUCACCGGUGGAGGUGACAAAUCGCACCGAAGUGCUCACCGGUGGCAUCUAUCAGUUGCGUCAGGGCCAACAGCGGCGCGUAAAUGUACGCGUCAAACCGGUACAAAAUUCCGGCACCUUGCCGAUCAUCUGUCAGUCCAUAGUAAAUAUUGCAAUCGGUAGCAUAAGUGUGCGUUCACGUCUACAGCGACCACUCGACUCGUAUCAAGAAGAAGAUCUCACCGUGCUGCGUGAGCGUUGGAGUGAAGCGCUCGGCCGCCGACGCUCCUACCUCGAUCAGCAAAUACAGAAACUAAUCAAGAAGGAGGAAAAGACCGAGGAGGAACGUGAACGUGAGUUGAGUUUGGUACACCAGUGGGUCUCCUUGACCGAGGAACGCAAUGCCGUUUUGGUGCCCGCACCCGGUUCUGGCAUACCGGGCGCGCCAGCCUCUUGGGAACCACCAGCCGGCAUGGAACCGCACGUGCCCGUCUUGUUUCUCGAUCUAAAUGCCGACGAUAUGUCGGCGCAAAAUACCAAUGACGAAUUCUCUGUUGCCGGUCAAAAUUCGAUACUCUCCAAAGAGCAUGGACACAAAUUCUACACGCUACAAAUACUACAACACCUCGAAAAGGAUGUCUGCUCGAUUGCCAGUUGGGACUCGUCCAUGCACGACAGUCAGGCAUUGAAUCGUGUUACCGAAGCGAAUGAGCGCGUCUACCUGAUCCUGCGCACCACUGUACGGCUCUCACAUCCAGCACCCAUGGAUUUGGUGUUGCGCAAACGCAUUAGCAUAAACAUAAAGAAAGGUCCAAGCAUUACCGAUCGCUUGAAAAAGUUUCGUUUGGUACGCGGCGAGAAUGCCAUACUGCAGACGGGCGUCACCUACGAAGUGGUCUCCAACAUACCAAAAGCAUCCGAAGAACUCGAGGACCGCGAAUCCUUGGCUCAAUUGGCCGCCAGCGGUGAUGAUUGCUCCGCAAGCGAUGGCGAAACAUACAUCGAAAAAUACACGCGUGGCGUUUCCGCCGUGGAGAGCAUAUUGACGCUCGAUCGCUUGCGCCAAAGCGUCGCCGUCAAAGAAUUGGAGACUGCGCACGGUCAGCCGCUAUCGAUGCGCAAGACGGUCAGCGUGCCCAACUUCUCGCAGCUCAUGCGUUUUGAUGCCUCCAUGGAGUCGCUGCUGAAUGUGGGACGCUCCGAGUCCUUCGCCGAUCUCAACAAUCAAACAUUGAACUCCAAGUUUCCAGCACAUCCAGCUAUACGCGACUUUGGCACACGCAAUCGCCACAGCUUUGGCGGCAAGGGCAGUAAUGACGAACCGCCUUGCAAACCAUUUGGCAUUGCGCGUCCAACUUUCUUGAAUUUGAACUUGAAUUUCAAUCAACGCAAUCCGCCGACCAAGCCUUCACCGGCUACCAGCAAGCUAUUGGGCAUGCGCAUGACCACACUACACGAAGAGCCGCUCGGCGUGCAUCGUGCCCUCGCCGAGGAGCCCGAAGACAGCUAUAGCGACUCGGAAUACACCAAUAACGAAUACGAGCAGGAGAAGAAUCAACAGAAUAAUUAUCACACACGUUCACGCCUGACAGCCUCGAAGACCAUGGACUCAUUCAUGGAUGUCAGCAAUCAUUCCAAUCACAGCUACUUAAGUUAUACGUCCAGCGCUAAUGCGAAUAUGAAGCAUUUAACCGGACUGGCCACGCCCAGCAUGAGUUCGUCCACAUCUAGCGGCUAUGGUUCGCAGGCGGUUUCAUGCAGCAAUUUGACGAAUGAUGAUAUUGCUUCUAUGCGUUCAAUGAGCAUUGAUGAGACACCAGCAGACUUUCAUUCGAAUUCACCACCCAACCGGCAAACACGCUUCAAUCCAUUCUUAAAAGACAUGCCAAAGGCGAAUGGCAAUAACAAACAGCAGAAUCAACAGCAACAACAACAACCAGCGCAAACAACGACAGCACAUUCGACGAUGAACGACGAGCAGAGCGAUACAACGCCAAUGCAACAGAAAUUAGCACCGGGAAGCGCAACAAGCGCCGAGACAACUAACGAAAUCAGAACAACACUCAACGACAAUGAGAUCAACAACACAAAUGCAAAGCUGCCAAAUAUAACAACAAAAGCACAAUACAGCGCUGCCAAUGCCCCGAUGGAUAUAGAGAUGGAUGCUGUGGCGGAUAACGGUGAUUAUGUGGCAAACACCAUAAACGAUGAUGAUGUUGUUGAACUCAAAAACAACAACAAUUGCGAAACAACAACAACAGCGGCCAAGUUAAUUAACAAUCACAACAAUAGUGAGAAUAAUAAGAAUACAACAAAUACAACGGCAACAUUAAUUAGCAACAACAUUGCUASCGACAAUCAAAAUGGCAAUGAGACGAUAAAUCACACAACAACAACAGCUAUAGCAGCAACAACAACAAAUGAGGCAGAACAACAGCAGCAGCAACAACAACCGUUGGAAGGUAAUGGCAUUGUACGGGGCCAACUGCCAGCCGGCAAAGUGGUGCGUCGCAAAAAGACACCACCACAAAGUGGCAACGUCAUGUCGAGCAGCGUCAUAAGCACCAACAACAAUGGCGGUGCGUCGCGUGCGCAAUUGCAACGUGCUUCCGUGGCACAAAUGGAGGGUAUUUUGACGGCGUCCAAUGACCGAUUGAAUGUGUCGAUGACCGGCAGCAUGGAACUCGAUGCAGAAAUCGAAGCUUCUCUACCCGACUGGGUGCUAGUUGGCGAGUCGGUGCUAAUACGUCCAUACAACACGAGCGGCGUCAUCAGCUACAUCGGCAACACACACUUCCAAGCUGGGACUUGGAUUGGCGUUGAGCUGGACACGCCGACGGGCAAGAAUGACGGCACCGUACAGGGCAUACAAUAUUUCCAAUGCAAGCCGAAGCAUGGCAUCUUUGUGCGCUACGACAAGUUGAUAUUGGAUAAACGUGGCAAGGCCAUGCGCGCCUACAAAGCGGAGAAAAGCAACAGCAAAGACACAAACAUGAUGACACGCUCAAAGAGUCGCGGCGAAUCCUUGGCCAGCGUCGGUGGCGCCGCGUCGUCACGCAAAUGAUUAUAUCCAAAAUGUUCGCAUCAAAUGCACCGCUGGGCUAAUUGCAAGCAAUCCACAUUGGUGACAGCAGCCGCUGCUGCCAAAGCAACAACAACAACAACUGCAAACGCAACAACAACAACUGGUGCAGCAGCAGCAGCAGCAAAGACACCAACAAAUGCCGCACAUGGCGGCAGAGGAGCUGCUGCACCAACGCGCACAUGCACCAAAUUGCGUGCAACCAGCACAGCAGCCGCAGCAAAUGUCGCGACGGUGACGGCCACGGCCACGGCACACGUCACCACCGUCGAUGCGAACACGAGACGUUUCAAGCGACGCUCAACAGCAUUUUAAGUGGCAACGCAGCAGCAGCAGCAACAGCAACCAACCGACGCGUAUGUUUGUAUGUCAGCUGCGUUGCAAAAAUGCCGCGUGUAGUGUGCGCCACAAACGCUCGAACGGAGUAAACAUUUUGAGGUUAAAAAAGUAGAGAGAGAAGCAUAGAAAUCACAAACCGCCAAGUCAUGCAACACGCAUAUACAGUUAUAUGCGUGAAAAAAGAAAACAACAUAGAACGAACAAACGAAUUGCAAUUGCAUACAUAUUACAUAAUUACGCAUUAUUUUAUAUAUUAUGACAKACAUACAUACAUACUUACAUAUAAAUUAAAAAUAAUCACAUUGUACAGCCACGUUGUGACCCCUUGAUUGUAAUUUAUUGUAGUUAACACACGUUCCACACACAUUCCCAAACUCCGCCCAACCCCAUUCCAUCCAAACAAAAAAAAAAAAACAACAAACAAAAGUCGCCCAUUUCGUUAGAACGUGUUUGCCGUCAUAGUAGUGCUGUCCUGGGCAGUUAAAAAAUUAAAAAAAUAAUAAUUAUUAUGAAAAGUACCGUAGUUUAAUAACAUUUGUGCGUUUUGUAGUUUGAGCAAGUUGAUUUUACGCGCAUAUCUUUCCUAUUUGUUUUUUUUUUUAUUUCUUUUUAAUUUUUAUUGUGUGUGUGUGUUUAUGCAUAAGUAAAUGAUAAAAUGAUAAAAAUGUAUGCGAAGUUAUGAGGCGUGGGAGAAAAGUAACUGUAUAUAUGAUAUUUUUAUUUUUUUAAUAUUGAACGAUGUAUUGCUUAUUGAGUUGUCCUCAGCAGGAAUUGCGUUGUUUGAAAUAUUUAUUGUCUUUACGCCAAUCCUUUGAGAGGCGGGUAAUUAAAUAAUAAAAUCCAUAUAAGCACUUGAAUCCGAUCGAUCAGUUUGUAUGAUAGUUAUAUGCUAUAGUGAUCGGAUCUGAACAAUUUCUUCGGACAUAGUAGCAAUGCUUUGGAUAGUAAUUUCCACCAAAUUUCAUGAAGAUAAUUUUCAAAUAAAAAAGUUUUCCAUACGAAAACUUGAGUUGGAUCAUUCAGUUUAUAAGUUAGCUAUAUGCUAUAGUAGUCCGAUAUCGGCCAUUCUAACAUAUAAGCAGCUUCUUGAGAGAAAAGAACGGGUAAAAGAUUUUUAGAUCGGUAUCUCAAAAUCUCAGGGACUAGUUCGUUUAUAUGCAGACAGACAGAAGGGUWUGGUUAAAUCGGCUCAGCUCGUCACCCUGAUCGUUUAUAUAUGUAUAUACUUUAUAGGGUCUCUGACGUUUCAUCUUGGGAUGUUACGAAUAUCGUGGCAAACUUGAUAUACGCUAUACAGGAUAAAAAUAUCCGGAACGGCCAGGAUUUAUAUUCAACCAAGUGCUAUAAAUCCGACUACUGUCUUCAUUCAGCUUUUUUUGCUGUUUUUGUCGUUGUUAUAGCGGCAGAAAAUAUUCCCGAAAUAAAUGUGAAGAACGCUGCGAAACUUACCUCUACCGGAUAGAAAUCGUUUGUCGUGGGAACCGGAGCUUUUCUUGUUGCUUUCUCACAGCAUUCUGUGCUAUGUAACUCGGAUUCUUAUCCACCGAUACACUUUCAAGUUGGUAGAGAGUCGGACAAGAAUUAGUGUCGCUUUAACAGCAACAAUUAACUUGGAAAGCAUUUGUUUAGAAACUAAAUUUAGCAUGAAGAACAAUCCGUUCUUUAGACCGUUAUCCAACUGCAGUGCUGUAGAGAGAAAAACGGGCGGCAGAAUUCUGUCGCUAUAGCAACAACAACAGAGAAAACCUUGGUCUGGAAUGGAUUGAAGUAAUAGUAGUAGAUUGUUGGAACAAAAAUCUUUAAAAAAUUGUUGCGGCGCACUGGCAUACCCGUUCUCACCCCGUCUCUCCUUCACUGCCCAACUGUGUUUCUCAAAAGCUGUCAAAAAGCUAGAAGAUAACUCUAAUUUGAAUAAA
This is a messenger RNA of Bactrocera latifrons, 9185 nucleotides long. It is a transcript of the gene Khc-73, whose product is annotated as kinesin-like protein KIF13B. NCBI's taxonomy places the organism in Eukaryota, Metazoa, Arthropoda, Insecta, Diptera, Tephritidae. The record is from RefSeq and is a predicted model, not a curated record. Gene Ontology annotation, cellular component: microtubule; kinesin complex. Gene Ontology annotation, biological process: cytoskeleton-dependent intracellular transport; microtubule-based movement. Bases 847 to 6912 code for a protein of 2021 amino acids. The transcript has 21 exons. Gene Ontology annotation, molecular function: microtubule motor activity; ATP hydrolysis activity; microtubule binding.